AUGGGGUUCGUUAAUGACAGUACGGGUAUAGGCCUGGCCAUUUUGCUUGGGUUUAUUACAUUUGGUAUUGGAAAUGUAUUUGGAACAACAGUUUCAACAGAAGACGGCGCUGUGGAAGGUAUUGUUGUACCGUUACAGAAAGGAAAUGUAUAUCAGUUUAAGAAGAUUCCCUACGCAAUGCCACCAGUAGGCCCCCUUAGAUUCAGCAAGCCGGUGAAACAUCCACCAUGGAAUAACACACUUGACGCUACAGACUUUGGACCUGCUUGUAUUCCGAGCGGCAGUUCGACACAUCCUGUAUCAGAAGACUGUCUUUUCUUGAAUGUUUAUAUCCCACAUGAGGUUUCGACAACAACCAAUAAGUCGGUAAUGGUUUGGAUUCAUGGUGGUGGGUACAUAUAUGGUACAGGUAUGGACUACGACGGAGCAUCGUUAGCUAUUCAUGGUGACGUCAUCGUGGUGACGAUAAACUAUCGACUUGGUGUAUUCGGUUUCCUGAGUACGGGUGAUUCAGCCGCGAGAGGAAACUACGGACUAUGGGACCAGAUUGAAGCCUUAAAAUGGAUUAAAUCAAAUAUAAAAUACUUCGGCGGAAAUCCAGACUCUAUCACAUUGUUCGGUGAAUCGGCUGGUGCUUUCAGUGUUUCACAUUUAGCCAUAUUUCCGGAAAACAAAGGACUGUUUCAUCGGGUAAUAAUGCAAAGUGGUUCAUUAGGUUCUUACGGCACCAUUACAAAAGACCCUGUGAAGAUCGCAAGAAGUUUGGGAAGUUAUUUACAAUGUAGCGACAUUCAAAACUCUGAAUCUCUUGUUGCCUGCUUGCGUAGAAUAACUGCAUCCGACCUGAAUCAAGCAUCCGAUAUUUCACACAUGUAUUCGAUAUUUAGGAACACUCUAGGAUUAUCUCUGGGAUAUUCACCAGUGAUUGACGGCGAAAUGAUAUUAGGGGAUCCGAUGUCUAUCUUUAAAAAUCAAUCUUCCGAACAUUUCAAAUUCUAUCAAUCACUUGACGUCAUUUCCGGUUGUACUUCCGCCGAAGGAUCUCUUAUGUUGAUAUACAUUUCAUUAUUUCCAGGUCUUUCUUUACCGACCAUUGACAUAUCGGAAGGAAUCCCAACUUCGGUUCUCAAAAUGUUCGCCAAGCCUUUUAUCGAGUUGUAUCACAACAACGAUACAAGAAUUUUAGAACCGAUCUAUGCUAAAUACACGUCAGAAGACAACGAAGAACAAGGCCGUCUUCUUGUCAACCUUCUGAGUGAUUCUCAGUUUUAUGCACCAAUGUUGGAAUCUUUGCUUGUUCAUGAUCUAAAUGGAAACUCCAAAUCAAAGACAUUUCAAUAUUUCUUCUCAAAAACAUCACCGAUUGAUGGCUUGAUUGGUGUCCCACCAAAAUGGUUUGAAGGAGCCGGGCACGCUGCUGAAAUACCAUAUAUAUUCUAUAACGAAUAUCUCGAUGGUUCUCAUAAAAAUCUCUCUACAGAAAUGAUGUCAUACUGGACAAACUUCGCCAGAUAUGGGUAA
This is a messenger RNA of Ylistrum balloti, 1521 nucleotides long. Its product is annotated as neuroligin-3-like. Gene Ontology annotation, biological process: postsynaptic membrane assembly; modulation of chemical synaptic transmission; chemical synaptic transmission. Gene Ontology annotation, cellular component: cell surface; synapse. The record is from RefSeq and is a predicted model, not a curated record. Gene Ontology annotation, molecular function: signaling receptor activity; neurexin family protein binding. The transcript has a single exon. Bases 1 to 1521 code for a protein of 506 amino acids. Lineage: Eukaryota; Metazoa; Mollusca; Bivalvia; Pectinida; Pectinidae.